ACAUUGCGGUGCUGGAACUUUUACCAAGCACUUUGAACUUUGAACCUUCAGCAUCGAAGAAACCGAAGGAGAAAGAUCAGAUUCAAUCAACAAAAAAGAGACGAUGGGAGCAAUCAUGAAGCUAAUCGACGCGAUCCUCUUCAUUGUCUUCCUCGUAAUUGCAAUCGUAGCUCCACUUUUCGAUGCUCAAACCUGUCUUUCUUCCAAUAUCUUCCCGGACGUCCUGGUACACCUCAAUACCUGGUACACCCACGAAUAUGGAGAUUACUUGGUCUCUGAAAAACCCCAUUUCUUUGUUGGUCUUGUUUGGCUCGAGCUUCUUUUCGCUUGGCCCCUCUCGAUCGCUUCGCUCUAUGGUAUUGUUGCUGGGAAAUCUUGGUUGCGCACCACCUGUUUGAUGUAUGGCGUCUCCACUCUGACUGCUAUGGUUGCAAUACUAUCAGAACUUGUGGGAUCUGGAAAAGCAUCAGAAAAGCUAUUGAAGCUGUACUUUCCCUUCAUGGGUUUUUCUGUAUUAGCAAUCUUGCGUGGUCUGCUACCGCAUUCGCAAAAGUCAAAGGCGAUUGGCACACGACCGGCACUGAUCAGGAAAAAGAGAGCUUGAAUGGUCUUGUACCAACUUCAGCAAUCAUUGGUCAGUUCUCUCUAAUUUUAAAUCUGCUGGUGAUCUACAUGAGACUUCUGUUUUAAGUUUUGUGCCAUUUAUAUCACCACAUUCGUGUUAUGAACCAUGCCCAUCUAUAACUUAGUUCCAAGUGAUCAUGUUUUUAUAUUGUUGUAACUGGUGAUAUAAAUUAUGAUUUUCACAUUAUGUUUGAUGCAUUUAUGUUUUCA
Messenger RNA from Cynara cardunculus var. scolymus (artichoke), 834 nucleotides. RefSeq lists its product as uncharacterized. Gene Ontology annotation, cellular component: endoplasmic reticulum. Bases 104 to 604 code for a protein of 166 amino acids. The record is from RefSeq and is a predicted model, not a curated record. Lineage: Eukaryota; Viridiplantae; Streptophyta; Magnoliopsida; Asterales; Asteraceae. The transcript has 2 exons.